Messenger RNA from Closterium sp. Yama58-4, 1548 nucleotides. The record is from the annotation of a GenBank genome assembly. NCBI's taxonomy places the organism in Eukaryota, Viridiplantae, Streptophyta, Zygnematophyceae, Desmidiales, Closteriaceae.
AUGGUGCUUCGCUCGGAAUCCCUCCGCCAACUAAAAAUCGUGACGCCGCUUCCAGCGUCUUCCCCUGCGCCGCGCGCUUGCGCGGCAUGCGGCGUUUCCGCCUCCGCCAUCCCGCCAGCCUGCCGCUGCUUCGAGGAGACGGCGCAUGGCGCGCACGGAGCGGCGGCGCAGGAAGGGGAUCCCGCGGCGGCGAGCCAUCCGCGGGAAUUCAUCUUCGAGGCGUGGAUGCGCCACGUGGGGCCGUCGCUGCGCUCGCUCACCCUCUCGCGCGCUGUUCCCGUUGCUUCGUCCACUAAUUGCGGGGGCGACGGGAGUGCGGUGGUGAACCUGUGGGAGGAGGAGGACGCGAGUCUGCAUCUCGCGCACAUUUCCCGCCACUGCACCAGCCUGCGCUCGCUCUCAUUGGGUCACGUGUCCCUCUCCGCGCCGACCCUGCUCGCCGCUCUUCAGCCCAUGCCGGCCCUGCAGCAUCUCUCGCUCUCGUGGCUGCACGCGUGCCCCGCCGCGCUUCACGCCGUGCUUGACGCCGCGCCGAAUCUCCGUCACCUCACGAUUUUCAUGGCGUCGGGAUUUCCACGCCUGCAUCUGCGCCUUCCUCCGUCCCUCCAGCACAUCUCGCUCUCAUACAUUCGCGCGGACUCCAUUUCGCUUCUCUCCGCGCGUUCCCUCCAAUCCGUCUCUGUCCGAGACAUGUUCCUUCGCUCGCUCUCCAUCCGCGACGCGCCCAACCUGCGCCAACUCUCCGUCGCUUCCGCCAACUGCCUGCUCGUCUCCGCGCCUCACUCCAGCCGGCUCGCGUCGAUCGACCUCCGCGCGGGCUCACUCAACUGGCCCGCCAUCGAAACCCUAAUCUCAAACAAUGGGGCUGCGCUUGAGUCGCUCUCCCUCGACUUUUUUGCCACCACCAACGCAUCUGGCCUGCCCUCGGUUUCGUCGCUGCCCUGGCUCGCGCGGAACUGCCCAAUGUUGAAAAGUUUGAGAUUGGGUGCGCUGGCGUGGCAGAAUAUGGUUGACUCGGCUGCGAUGUCGGGUCUUCUACUGUCACCGGGGAGAACUGGUUCAAAUGGUACACUCAAUAAUGACUAUUUGUGGCCUCGGCUAGAAGCGCUUACAGUGAGAAUUGCGGAUAAGGCGCCCGAAGGCUUGCUUCUGCUUCAUUCGAUUCUUUCUACCAUCCCCACACUGAUGGGUCUUCACGUGACUGUAGAGGGAGAGGACGACGAGGAAGAGGAGGCGGAGGAGAUGGAGCAUGAUGGAGAUUGCGACGCGAUGAGCAUGGAUGAGGAUGAUGAAGAUGGGGGAAACUACAUUGCUGAGGAGGCAAGUGACUUGUCACAUACUUUUUCUGAAGCUUCUGCUUCACCUGGCAUUUCAGAGGUGGCUGAUGCUGCACUGGCCGUAUCCACUCAGUCUGUGGGUUACUGGCCUGCGCUGACUGCAGCAGAGCGACAGCACCAGCUGUUUUUGAAGGGCCUGGACUGCCUCCAAAGGCGGUUUGGUUGCUUCCAUGUAGCCUCCCCCAUGCUGUACAGGCGGGAGACUGUCUGA